Messenger RNA from Dipodomys ordii (Ord's kangaroo rat), 2188 nucleotides. RefSeq names its product ST3 beta-galactoside alpha-2,3-sialyltransferase 1 (gene St3gal1). Gene Ontology annotation, molecular function: beta-galactoside (CMP) alpha-2,3-sialyltransferase activity. Bases 613 to 1632 code for a protein of 339 amino acids. NCBI's taxonomy places the organism in Eukaryota, Metazoa, Chordata, Mammalia, Rodentia, Heteromyidae. The record is from RefSeq and is a predicted model, not a curated record. The transcript has 10 exons.
AGCACACAGACCCCGGCCCGCUUCCGCCAGCCAGCCAGCCCUCCUCAAGCUCCUGCAGCGGGGACUGCUUCCUCCCCGUCCCGGCGAGCUCUGGGCGCGCUCUCCAGCUCUCUGGGACGCCAGUCUCUGGGCGCCGGAAGUGGUCUGAGGCGUGCUGCGUGCACAGCUUUCUCUUCAUGGUUGUGACAGGAAGUUUGCACACGCAGGUCGCCUCCAUUCCCACGCCGGGCAGCGGACGGGCCCAGUCACUCAGCACGCGCAAUGAAGAAACAGAGGCUCAGAGAGGCGAAGUAACCCCGCUGAGGUCACCCAGCAGAAGACAGGCUGUGUCUCUUCACUAAGAUGUCUGCUAACCCCCACCUCCCGGAACAGGCAAAGCUCUGAGACAGAGACAGAAGCCAGCCAGCACACCUCUAAUGGCCUUUGGAUGACAUAGGGGACGUCAGACGCAGGCUGGCCACCUCUCCACCACACUGACGUCAGCCUCAGCAGUCCCCCUCCCCCGCGGCCACUUGGAUCGCACGGUGACUCUGGGAACUGCUUCCCAUUUCCACUCAGCUGGGUGGGAUUUCCUCCCACCUUCGCAGGGACGCCCCGCGGAAAGCCACGGCGAUGGCCAUGAGGAAGCGAACCCUCAAAUUGCUCACCUUCCUCGUGCUCUUCAUCUUCCUCACCUCCUUCUUCCUCAACUACUCCCACACCGGGGUGCCCACCACCUGGUUCCCCAAGCAGAUGGUCCUGGAGCUCUCAGCAAACUUCAGGAAACUCAUCAAAUUCCAGCCGUGCACCUGUGCCAGCUGCCUCAGCCAGCACGGGGUCUCAGCCUGGUUCGACCAGCGCUUCAACCAGACCAUGCAGCCGCUGAUGAAUGCCCACAACGCCCUCAUGCCCCAGGACACCUACCAGUGGUGGCUGAGGCUGCAGCGGGAGCGGAAGCCCAGAAACCUGAGCGACAUCGUGCAGGAGCUGUUCAGCAUAGUGCCCGGGGACGUGGACCCGGUGCUGGAGAAGAGGGUGGUGGGCUGCCGGCGCUGUGCCGUCGUGGGCAACUCAGGCAACCUGCGGGAGUCCUUCUACGGGGCUGAGAUAGACAGCCACGACUUCGUGCUCAGGAUGAACAAGGCACCCACCUUGGGGUUUGAGGCCGACGUGGGGAGCAAGACCACCCACCAUCUCGUGUACCCCGAGAGCUUCCGGGAGCUGGGAGAGAACGUCAGCAUGGUCCUAGUCCCCUUCAAGAGCACAGACCUGCAGUGGGUGAUCAGCGCCACCACCACGGGCACCAUCACCCACACCUACGUCCCCGUCCCCCCGAAGAUCAAAGUGAAGCAGGAUAAGAUCCUGAUCUACCACCCGGCCUUCAUCAAGUACGUCUUCGAUAACUGGCUGCAGGGCCAUGGGCGGUACCCGUCCACCGGCAUCCUCUCGGUCAUCUUCUCCAUGCACGUCUGUGAUGAGGUGGACUUGUACGGCUUUGGGGCAGACAGCAAAGGGAACUGGCACCACUACUGGGAGAACAACCCAUCGGCAGGGGCUUUCCGGAAGACAGGCGUGCACGACGCGGACUUCGAGUCCAACGUCACUGCCGCCCUGGCGGCCAUCAACAAAAUCCGCAUCUUCAAGGGGAGAUGACGCCCAGGGGGGGCCUGGGGGUGUCCUGCACCGCCUCGCGCCUCUCUCUGCUCACAACCGCAGCAUCUUGCUGGAGCCAAUCCGUUCUGGAAGCUUCCAGGGCCGGCCUCGGGUAUGCUCCAGCGUGCUCCUGGCCUCUCGCAUCUCCACCUUUGACAUCAAAGUUGCCCCAUUGUGUGCCAGGGCCGCAAAGAAGGCCCCGGCCCCUCCCCCGCGGCGGUCCCCAAGCCGGGGGAAGGUGGUGGGAAGGACACAAGCUUCAAAGAGGACAAUCAUUGGGGCUUUUGGAUUUCAGGGCACAAAACACAGUGGACUCCCCUAUUCCAAAGGCCAGGCAGUCUCCCAGGAGGAAAGUGGGUGGAGGCUGACUCCCGAGGAGAGCUGCAGCGCACUCAGCACCCAGCUCCCGCUGGGAUGCUUGUAAAUGACCGUUACCUCCCGGACAGCCACGCUGGGCCAUCCAGGCACAGGGCGACCAUGAUGCCCUUUGCACGAAGCCUGGCCUCUUGCUUGGUGUGACCACCCCUCGGUCCCCCUCUGUUUCCAAAGCUCCCGG